Molecule: messenger RNA, 1101 nt
Organism: Entamoeba invadens IP1
Lineage: Eukaryota; Evosea; Mastigamoebida; Endamoebidae
Exons: 1
Coding region: 1-1101 (366 amino acids)
Source: RefSeq, a predicted model, not a curated record
AUGGAAGAGGAGUGGAGUGAUGUUGAGUUGUGUCUCGAUGGGAAGGCAGAGGUUGUCGAAAAGGAUAAAGUCAAUGUUGGUGUUGUGUCGACAACACAAGAAAAUUUGGACGAUCUUUUAGGACAACAAACUUCCGCUCAAACAGUUCAACUUCAACAAGAAAAGACAGAGGAACAGGUGGACAAAGUUGUACAAAUUGAAACACCUCAAGUUGUUGUGAAUAACAAAAUGGAAGAAGAAUUGAGUGUACCACGUCCUUCAGAAAUACCCCAAAAAAUGGAAAUUGAAAAAGUCGAAAACAAUUCCAAAAAAGAAAAAAUUGACGAAGUUGUAAUUAUCGACGACGAGAAAGUUGCACCAAUGAAAAUGGUCGAGACGACUCCAAUUGAUGUCGAAAAAGAAAAUGAAGAAAUCAAAGGAAUGGCAUGUGAACCACCAAAGAAUGAAAAAGUCAACACACCUGAAAAUGCGCCAAACACAAUUAUUUCAACAGACGACAUUUUUAAAACAAAAUUCAUCGCAAAGUCACCAGUCGAUCUUUUUGAGAAAAAUGAGAUUGUCGACAUUUCUCACUCGAUUCAACACACCACAAAAAGUGACACUCCUUCUUGGAAUUUGUGGAGCGAUGUCUUUGCAAAGCGCACAACCUUCUUCGAGUUAUUCCGAAUACCUGAAUUUACAGCAGAAUAUAAAGAGAAGAUGUUAAGUUCGGACUAUCUCGUCAACACGUUCAAAAUGGCCGACACAAAUGUCGACAAAUUCCCAAAUGAGUUGGAAGCAGUUCAAACAACUUAUUCCGAGCAGGAGAAAGCCGAUACACAACAAGAGAAACUAACAGUCGCUGAAAAUGAAGACGUCGACGACGUCGUAGUCACCGACGAAAAGACGGAAUUUUCCGUUCUCAAGUUGAAUGCAAAAUCCACUCAAAUACCAAAACCACUUGAAAAGAAUGAAACAACGCAGAAAGUCCCAAAAGCACCAGAACCUAAAGAUGAACAAGUCAAAAUAUUAAAAAACACACAACUCCUCACUAGAAAACCGAGCGCACCAAUUAGAAAGAAAAGUUCUCGAGUGCUUUCAGUGCAAUCCGACCUUGAUUGA